AAAUUAAUUAAAGUGAACGGAAAAAGAAAUAGUAUUUUCCAUUUCAUAAUAUUCUCUUCGUCUGUUUCAGAGAUUGAAUGGGAGAUUAUGAAGUUAUUAGCCACUUCGUACAACGUCCUUAACCAAUCAUAAAAACGCUUGCUAGAAAUCUCACAGAGGAAAUUCAUGGGAUUACAAACACAGAGGCAAAAGACGAAGAAUUCAGUUAGCACAAAUCAAGCAACAUCUCUGAUCUUCCCGAAUAAAACGAAUAAAAACCCGAAUUUUAUUUUUAUUUUUUUGGUUUUUGAGAAUGUAUUAAUCGUCAAAAAAGGGCGGGAGGGUGGGAAUCCCUCUGCUAAUCAACUCGGCAAUGGCGGGAAGAGCUUCAUCCUCCUCCACGUUUUCGAACGCGAGAGAGGAGUGUAAAUUUGGGAUUCAAGGCGUGCAUUUGGAGAUGAGGCGCGUGGAAUAGUUUACAGAGGUUGGGGUGAAUCAAGAGAGAGCUAUGGGAAGUAGUAAAAUUGCUAGUGUUGGUGAAGUAUGUUGUUGUCCUUGUUGAGCAGGCGCUCACUGGAGGUCGAUUCCAGGGAUUCCUAUGGAUUUGCUGUGAGACCUCAACACAUACAAAGAUAUAGAGAGUACAUUACUAUCUACAAAGAAGAGGAGGACGAGAGAUCGGAGAAAUGGAAAAUUUUCCUUGAACAGCAUAUGCAAUCUGCCCAACCAUGCUUUUCUGAGGAGGAAGAUGAAGCUACUGGGUUCAAAGACAAGACUCCUUCAGAACCUAAUAAGUUGAAAGAAGAGACUGAUGCUAAAGAGGAAGGCAAAGUGUCAUUACUGGUUGAAACUACUGAGUUGAAAGAAGAGGUUAGUUCAGUGGAGGAACGCAAAGAAACGUCACAAACCGAACCUAUUAAGUUUAAAGAAGAGGUUGCUUCUGAGGAGGAAAGUAAAGAGGCAUCAAGGACUGAAGCUUCUGAGUUAAAGGAAGAGCCUAUUUCAGAGACAAAAGAGGAAGGGGAUGCUUCAAGGGGAAAGCCUGAUUCUGCUGGUUCAACAGACUACGAAACCAAAAAGGAGGUUCAACUUUCAGAAGAAAGAAAAACACGUAAAGUCCAGAGAAGAUGGGCUCAGGCUAGACCAUCUCUUCGUUCUAUUGAGAAUAUGAUGGGCUUACGUGUAAAGAAGGUAGAGAAUAUGAAAGAUGAGGAGGUGAAUAGAAGUGAAGGCUGUCUUGCAUCGAUAAAAGAGGCAGAACAAUCAGGAGGGGAAUCUGAAGGUGAGUUUGAGGAGAAGGUCUGUGUUAAUGAAAUGUCAGACAACCAUGCGAAUGUAUCAAAGGGAGAAAGUGAUCCAGAUGUUGGGCCUCAGGAAUAUUUCUUUUCUUGGAAACAGGAGCUCGAGAACCUUGUUCUUGGAGGACUGCCAAAGGAUCUCAGGGGAGAGCUAUGGCAAGCCUUUGUCGGUGUUAAGGCAAGGCGCGUGGAGAGAUAUUACCAGGAUUUGCUAGCUGAAGAAACUGCUGAUGGUGAAAAUAAUGAACAAACUAACUCAGCUGGUUUAGCCAGAAAAUUGAGAAGGCAGAUUGAGAAGGAUAUACCACGAACAUUUCCAGGUCAUCCAGCUUUAAAUGAGGAUGGUAGGGAUUCCUUGAGGCGUUUAUUAAUUGCAUAUGCCCGGCAUAAUCCCUCUGUUGGGUACUGCCAGGCAAUGAAUUUCUUUGCUGGACUUUUGCUGCUUUUGAUGCCUGAGGAAAAUGCCUUUUGGACCUUGGUGGGCUUUCUUGAUGAUUAUUUUGAUGGAUACUAUACUGAGGAAAUGAUAGAAUCACAGGUGGACCAACUUGUUUUUGAGGAGCUGAUGCGUGAAAGAUUUCCUAAAUUGGUUCAUCACCUGGAUUACUUGGGAGUGCAGGUGGCAUGGAUAUCUGGACCCUGGUUUCUUUCCAUUUUUAUUAAUAUGCUUCCUUGGGAAAGUGUUCUUCGUGUAUGGGAUGUGCUUCUAUUUGAAGGAAAUCGUGCUAUGCUAUUUCGAACAGCCCUUGCUUUGAUGGAGUUAUAUGGUCCUGCGUUAAUUACAACUAAAGAUGCUGGGGAUGCAAUUACUUUACUGCAGUCUCUUACUGGAUCUACCUUUGACAGCAGCCAACUUGUUUUGACUGCUUGCAUGGGUUUUUUGGCUGUAACUGAGGCUAGAUUGCAAGAGUUGAGAGAAAAGCAUAGACCAUCUGUGCUAGUUGUUGUUGAGGAAAGAUCAAAGGGAGGUCGAAUUUGGAAGGAUACAAAAGGGCUUGCAAUGAAGCUGUAUAGUUUUAAGCAUGAUCCUGAAUCACUGGUAGAAGAAAAAAAGGCUGCUGAAGGUCAUGGUGAUGCAUCUAACUUGGAGAAGCGUUCUUCUUCUAACCUGGAUGAAUUGCUUAGUGGCCUCAAUUUAGAAAUAGAUUCACUACCAGACCUUCAAGAACAGGUGGUCUGGUUGAAGGUUGAGUUGAGUAGGUUGCUGGAGGAGAAAAGAUCAGCUAUACUUAGGUUAGCACAUUACCUGAUCGAACAGUUGGAGCAAGAGGUGUCUGAGCUACGACAAGCACUUUCUGAUAAGAAACAACAAGAAUCAGCAAUGCUAAAGGUCUUGAUGCGGGUAGAGCAAGAUCAAAGGAUAACAGAAGACGCUCGCAGAAGAGCAGAGCAUGAUGCAGCUACCCAGAGACACGCACUUAAAGUGCUUCAGGAAAUGUAUGAGAAGGCUACAGAUUCCAUUGCUCAGAUGGAGAAGAGGGCAGUUAUGGCAGAAUCAAUGUUGGAGGCUACUCUGCAAUAUGAAUCCGGCCAAGCAAAAGCACUAGUUUCUCCAAGGUCUUUCCGUAACCAGGGUUCUUCACAGGACAGUCCCAGAAAAAGACCAGGCAUAUUGUCAUUUGGACUUGGAUGGCGUGACAGGAACAAGGGUAAAACUGUCCUUGAGGAGUCAAGCGACAAUCCAAACACUCCAAGGAAAGAAACUAGAAACCAAGAGAAGGAACCAUAGAAUCAAUGGUAACCUUUUCAUGACACUCCUCGAAACUGUACUCCUGCGCACCCAAUACGCCAUGAAUCUGUAAAUUCACAGUUUUUAACUCCCCUCUUGUUCUUAGUAAUGGUGAAUAUAGCGGUCGAUAGGGGUAAGGGAGCAAUCCAUUUGUUUAAAGUAUCAGCUAAAACCAAAGUAGCCUUGUGACAGCAUGGAUACAAUCAACUGCAAUUGCAGAU
Rubroshorea leprosula is the source of this 3227-nucleotide messenger RNA. The record is from the annotation of a GenBank genome assembly. NCBI's taxonomy places the organism in Eukaryota, Viridiplantae, Streptophyta, Magnoliopsida, Malvales, Dipterocarpaceae.